Molecule: messenger RNA, 1824 nt
Organism: Tarenaya hassleriana
Lineage: Eukaryota; Viridiplantae; Streptophyta; Magnoliopsida; Brassicales; Cleomaceae
Product: berberine bridge enzyme-like 4
Exons: 1
Coding region: 27-1610 (527 amino acids)
Molecular function (GO): oxidoreductase activity; FAD binding
Source: RefSeq, a predicted model, not a curated record
AAAAAAGAUUCAUAACGUUCGACACGAUGAAAGGUUUCAUCUCUGUUUUUAUUGUUUCUCUUCUUGUUUCGGUUUCACAUGCAUCAGCUGUGAAUCCUGAUGUUGAGAGUUUUCUUAGAUGCCUUCCUCGCCAAGCAAACCCUUCUUCUCCGAUCUCUGGAGCGAUCUACACUCCAGAAAACCCAUCAUUUGAUUCUGUUUUCGUGUCGUACACGAAAAAUCAGAGGUUCUUAAACCCUAGGUUCACUAAACCCUUAGCCAUCAUCGCCGCCAAACAUGAAUCUCAUGUUCAGGCGACAGUGGUGUGCGCAAAGAAUAACGGUCUUCAGAUCCGUAUACGAAGCGGAGGCCAUGACUACGAGGGUCUUUCUUACAUCUCGUCCGUCCCAUUUGUCAUCCUCGACAUGUUCAAUCUCCGUUCUAUCGAUCUUGACGUGCCCAACAAGACAGCCUGGGUUCAAGCGGGGUCCACCUUGGGAGAACUCUAUUCCAAAAUCGCUAACGCCAGCAAAACGCUGGCGUUUCCGGCGGGAGUUUGCCCUACAGUAGGAGUCGGAGGACACGUCAGUGGCGCUGGGUACGGAAACUUGAUCAGGAAGUACGGAAUUACAGUGGAUCACGUCGUGGAUGCUUUGCUAGUUGAUGUGAGAGGAAGGGUCUUGAACAGAGCUAAGAUGGGCGAAGAUCUCUUCUGGGCAAUCCGCGGAAGCGGUGGGGCCAGCUUCGGGGUCAUUCUUGCAUUCAAGAUCAAGCUCGUCACUGUUCCUGAGACAGUGACAGUGUUUAGGGUUAACAAAACGUUGGAACAAGGAGCAGCAAAUGUUCUGUACAAGUGGCAACUCGUCGCCAGUAAGUUGCCCGAAGAGCUCUUCAUACGGGCGAUGCCUGAAGUAUCAAGAAAAAGCGACGGAAACAGAACCAUCAUCGUCCGCUUCAUCGCUCAAUUCUUGGGUCCUUCUGAUAAGCUCGUAGCCAUAAUGAACAAGAAACUUCCGGAAUUGGGAGUAAGGGUCGAAGAUUGUGUCGAAAUGAGUUGGCUUCAGUCUACGCUGUUCUGGGACGAGUUCCCUGCCGGAACGCCGACGGAUGUCCUUCUGGAAAGGCCAACACGCCCUGAAAAUUCAUUCAAGAGCAAGUCAGAUUACGUCAAGAGACCGAUCCCAAAGGAGGGCAUGGAGAAGAUGUGGAAGAGCAUGUUGAAGUUUAACAAUGUGUGGAUGCAGUGGAAUCCGUACGGUGGGGUAAUGGACCGUAUCUCGGAAACUUCCACACCGUUCCCUCACCGCAAAGGGAACUUGUUCAAGAUUCAGUACUUUACCACGUGGACAGACGACAACUCGACAGACACGAGUCUGGAUCUGAUGAAAGAGCUGUACGAGGUUGCGGAACCGUACGUGUCAAGUAACCCUAGAGAGGCGUUCCUGAACUAUAGGGACAUCGAUGUCGGAAGCAAUCCGAGUAAUCAGACAAAUGUGGAAGAGGCUUUGGUCUAUGGAACGAAGUAUUUCCUGGAAAAUCUGAAAAGAUUGAUGGCAGUGAAAGCGAAGUAUGAUCCUUCCAACUUCUUCAAGAACGAACAAAGCAUUCCUCCUGCUUUCACCCCAAAUUGAUAAUCUUUAUAUACAUACAUCAGUCCGAAAAAUUAAAUAAAAUGGGUGAAAUUCAUUUGUAUUAAUUAUGUAUUUUUAUAGACUGUUAUUGUGUUACACAUUUACAGAUGUUGUGUUAUCCUAUGUCUUUUAAGAUCUUUUACAAUCUAUAGAAACUUGGCUUAUACAUGUAUCGCCGAUUUGAUGUGUAUGUUAUCUAUAUUGGUUUAAUGUU